Molecule: messenger RNA, 2647 nt
Organism: Petromyzon marinus (sea lamprey)
Lineage: Eukaryota; Metazoa; Chordata; Hyperoartia; Petromyzontiformes; Petromyzontidae
Gene: HSBP1
Product: heat shock factor binding protein 1
Biological process (GO): cellular heat acclimation
Cellular component (GO): cytosol; nucleus
Molecular function (GO): transcription corepressor activity
Source: RefSeq, a predicted model, not a curated record
GGGCGGCGCCCGGCGUCGGAAGUUGUUCGGCAGCAGCAGCGGCGACGGCGGCGACAUCCCCCCUGAGGCUCCUCGAAUCGCGAGCGCCUUGAAGCCGCCAAACCCGAGGAGCGGAUGGCCGACACCGAUUCUAAGUCGAUGCAAGAAGUCGCCACUGUCGUGGAGAACCUCUUGCAGCAAAUGCAGGAGAAGUUUCAGGCCAUGUCGGAUCAAAUCCUCGGCAGGAUCGACGAAAUGAACUCACGGAUCGACGACCUGGAGAAGAACGUGGCGGAGCUGAUGACCCACGUGGAUGGGGAGGAGGAAGGGGGCGUUGAAAACAAGGACCCAAAUUAACGCGGUGCAGGCUUACAGACCACAACGUGCUGGUGUAUUAGCGGCGUGGGUGUAUGCUGGGUGAUCGCACGCACGGUAGGGAACGGGGGGAGGGGUGGACUGCUGCAUCACCCUCAGCCGAUAGAGAAACUCGUGAAGACCACCUCGCUUGCCGCUUUGCAUCCCUCAAGUAUUGUGAAUUUCGCACACAACGGCAGCGUAGAAGCUCACGAAAUCGGUAAAUACUCGAAACAUUAUGGCCGGUUAGGGAAAGCAACCACAUCGGUUGUGAAUUUGUCCUCUUUACAACUAGCAUAAACAGGCUCUCUUGCGCAGUGGCAGUAAGGAUCUGGGUAUGAUGAUUGUUCUACGUGAAAUAGUUGUAUUUAUUUUUUACCUUCCAACUCUUACCAACGAAAGUGGAAUGGUGCCGAUCUCAGGUGGCAACCCUAAGGCAUUUUUCGAAAUUCCUCAUUCAUCUCUGCAUGGUCAACUUCCCAAUAAUUACUUCUGAUUUGAUCAACCUCAGAGAUGAAGACGGACGGAGUCAUUCCACAACGGGGAUCUCAACUUGCUGCCACAUACAUUUUCCAUGUUGAGGAGUCUCUUAUAUUUCUUUCCUCACGUUAUCUCAGUUGUGCGAGCGGUGUCACGUCCACGAGACAGGAGGCCUGUGGGCACAGUGAUGCAACGCCCCACGGAAGCGGAUUGCGCAAGAGCUACCUCCGAGAUUCCUUCGGGCACCUUGAUCCGCACAGUAGAGGGCAGCACUUUUCCAGCCACCGAUUGUAACGUUCAUCGCCCGACAAGCAAACCGACGUUUUUUUCAUUAUUGCCGCUGGUAUGUAUCCAAAUUAAGUGCAGAACUAAAUUUUAGUCUUGUAUUUUAUGGUGCAUUUGUUGGUGACCUGGUUGAGACCAUCAAUUUCAGUACAACUUGAGAACCCGAUUCAAUCGCAGGUGGCUGCAACCUGGAUUUGAACCCAAAUUUGUUCGUCAGCAGUGCCGAUUCCGUGCUCUGACCUCUGUGCCCCCGGGGCCACCUCCGAGCAUUUUCUUAUUUUUAUAUCGUGUUCGGCUGCAUCUGGGAUGACGCCUCUGGUGAGGUUGUGGGCUGUGGACUCGGGGCUUACUGGUUCACUGAGCAGCAGCGUGCUUAGAACGUAGAGGUGUACGAAUGGAAUGUUAUCUACAACGGAGUCGAGAUUUUUUAAUUCCAGAAUUGUCUUGGCGGUCGUUACAAAUGUUUGCCAUCUGCUGCGAAGCGGAUGCUGCACGUCUCAUUUAUGUCUAAAAUUAAAUUGUUGAUUCCUAACGAAACUUAGUUGCAGGCAUUUCUUUUUAAAUAAACCCAAUUGUGCUAGCUCCACUUGUUGCACAUUUCGUCUGUUAUGCUCUGUGUCAAAUCCCUACGGUUUUUACACCCUCCGAUUCGCACUGUAGGCUACGUGCGGUGCGAAGGACGCUCUACAUACGUCAGACCAAGUUUGCUUCCACACCGUUGCUUGAACACAGUAAUGGUUUAACAAGUAGGCUUUUGCGACCGAUAUCAUCCAUGAUACAGGUUUUUUUGGGUUAGAUCGCGUAAAUAUAUAAAUGUGUCCUUAAACCCGCCACCACCCGACAGCCAACUCGUAAGGUUUGUCACGUAAACAGAAUUGGCAUGUUCUGUGUACGUGACAAACCUUAAUAAUUGGCGGUGUCGGGUGGUGGCGAGUUGAACGACAUAUCUACGCGAUCUCAUCCAAGAGAACCUGUGUUAUGGAGAGUAAGAGACGUGAUCACACUUAGCUGAUACUGGGGAAGCUCUCAGCAGACGAUACAGAAGUCAAUACUGUAAAAAACAAUCACCAUUAUAAACUGGAAUCGAACUCAGAACCUUUGAGGCUGACGGCACAAUGUUGAUGACCACAAUGGACCCCUUUCCUGUCGCCACUAUUAAACUAAGCCUUGCACCAGUGUCUGCUUGUCGAGCCUUUGAACUUUACGGUUUUUUGAACACCCAACAUUUCACACAAAUUGGGAGCAUUGUUUUUAUGUCAAGGUGUUGAGGUUUUGUUGAACAGGAAUUCUCAAACUGCAGUUUUAAUGCUGCAGAUUCUCAUGUUUAAACAUGGCCACGUGUCGUGACGACCUGUUACAUUUUUUUACUGCAGAAGAUUGGCAAGCGGUGCAGAGACGGUCAUAGAGACUGGUGUUUGGGAAGUUCUCUUUUGGAAUAUGAAUUUACAGCGUUUACCUUGAGGAUAGUAUUUUUUUUGUACUGUAAUGCUGUACGUUGUAAAGAUUUUUGUUAUUUAACUUUGGAAAUAAAUACACUAACCAACGGUAA